AUGUCGAACUUGGCAAAUCUCGAAUUUGUUGCACUUGACAUAUCUGGAAAGAACUACCUUUCAUGGAUCAAUGAGGUUCAUCUUGAGGCUAUGAACCUAGGGGAAACCAUUAAGGAUGGCAAUGAGGCAUCCUCUGUGGAUCGAGCGAAAGCCAUGAUUUUUCUCAGACGCCACAUCCAUGAAGAAUUGAAGUGUGAAUACCUUACUGUCAAGGAUCUGUUGGCCCUUUGGGGAAAUCUCAAGGAAAGAUAUGACCAUCAGAGGACAGUUAUUCUUCCUAAGGCUCGCCAUGACUGGAUGCCCUUGUGUUUACAAGAUUUCAAAUCAGUGGCUGACUAUAAUUCUGCUUUGUUCAGAAUUAGCUCCAAGUUACGACUUUGUGGAGAGAAUAUAACUUAUGCAAACCUAUUGGAGAAAACUUUCACCACAUUUCAUGCCUCCAAUGUGGUUUUGCAACAACAAUAUCAAGAGCGAGGUUUCCAGAAGUACUCAGACCUCAUAUCUUGUCUACUUCUAGCUGAACAGAAUAAUGAGCUUAUGAUGCAGAACCAUUAG
Prunus avium (sweet cherry) is the source of this 555-nucleotide messenger RNA. RefSeq lists its product as uncharacterized. The record is from RefSeq and is a predicted model, not a curated record. NCBI's taxonomy places the organism in Eukaryota, Viridiplantae, Streptophyta, Magnoliopsida, Rosales, Rosaceae.